Tribolium madens (black flour beetle) is the source of this 821-nucleotide messenger RNA. RefSeq lists its product as uncharacterized. NCBI's taxonomy places the organism in Eukaryota, Metazoa, Arthropoda, Insecta, Coleoptera, Tenebrionidae. The record is from RefSeq and is a predicted model, not a curated record. Bases 53 to 781 code for a protein of 242 amino acids. The transcript has 3 exons.
CAUUACGUCAAAUGAAAAAUUUUCGGAGAAGAUGUCAAAAUUCCAGUAACUCAUGUCACAAAUUCAAAGUGCUCCGAACCCCGGCGAUCCCCCAGACCAAGAUGACGAAAGUUGGGUGGAUUUGCUCCAAAACUUGACCACUUUUAUAACAGCAUCAGCGAGUCUGGUGAAUAGUCUAAAACACACAAUUGAAGUGGCAAAACUGCAACCAGCCGAGGGAAUUCAAGAAGAAAUAGCGCCGUGUCCCAUUUCUAAAUCCCUCGAAGCGAAAACCUCAAGACAACUAGCAGUUGUUGAAAGUACUUCAAAGACGUCAACUCCUGCGACUCCGAAAACAUCAGCAACGGAAGCUGUUGUGGCCAAGACUUCAAGUGCGUGUGUUUGUAAAGCAAAAUCGAAAAGUUCUGUUAAAAAUACUGCAAAGGCUGAAUCUUUUGCAAAAGAAAAAUCUGUUAAGCUUAAUAAAUUGAAAGAAGAUUGUAAAUUGGCUCAGAGGAAUUUAGCUGAUAUUCAAGAGCAAGUAAGACAGUUGGAAAGACUGUAUCAGGAUUAUGAAUCCAUGAAUACUCCUGAAGGACAAGUAAAUCCUGCUGCACUGUAUAAACAAAUUAUGAAACCACAGACUGUUCCCUACGUACCAGUUUCCAAGGCGAACAGAAGAUCCCCUGGCCCGGAACCCUGCGAUUGUUACGUCUCGUAUAAAAACCAAUCUUUUUACAGGAAACCCAAAGAUAAAGUGUCGGUUUUGUCGACUGUUCCAUACCAUCAAGCUUAUUAUUAAGAUGUAAAGCAUGUUAUUAUUAAAAACAUUAUCUUUUUUA